Messenger RNA from Gilbertella persicaria, 2359 nucleotides. RefSeq lists its product as uncharacterized. Bases 386 to 2128 code for a protein of 580 amino acids. The record is from RefSeq and is a predicted model, not a curated record. Lineage: Eukaryota; Fungi; Mucoromycota; Mucoromycetes; Mucorales; Choanephoraceae. The transcript has 8 exons. Gene Ontology annotation, molecular function: protein binding. Gene Ontology annotation, cellular component: cytoplasm.
AUCUGGGGGACAAGAUGGAGCUGUCAAAAUAUGGAAUUUAAUGCAAUGAUGCGAAAUAUAUUGCUUCAUGUGCGGUUCAUUCUAUGCCUGUUGCUUCUUUUAUCGAACCUGCAGAACAAAAAGAUACGCGUGUACGAGGUUGUGUUAUUUCUGUUGCUCAAGAUAAUUCACUCGCCUUGAUUUCUGUGGAUUCCAUGACUUGCUUGUUUAUCUUUCCUGGUUAUCCCCAUCCACUCACUAAAAUUCAAUGGAGAACAGCAGAGGAUUAUCUUGUAUUUGGGUAUCAUGAUGACAGUGCUUAUGUUUGGCAGCCCAUUUAGACCGUAUUUUACAUGGAAAGAAUGCACAGGAAGUAUUGGAAGAUGAACGAUGGCCCAUCAACAACAUGUCACAGAAAUCAAAUUCAAGUGGGUCUAAACAAACGGUCCAAGUCAAGUCUAUCAUGGCAAAUGACAAUGCUCUUCAUGCUUCCAAGAGUUUUGCGCAAAUAUUCACUGUCAAUAUUCGUCGUCUUGUACAUGAUUUGUAUACCCGCUUAUCUCAACCACAAGAGCAUUUGCAUCCUAUCUUGAAGGCUUCUUUGUCCUCUAGUUUUGAUGCUGUUGUUCCUGAUAUGCUUACUUUUACACCUGAUAAAGAUGAAGAAGGAUUGAAAGCACAAGAGAAAAAGAUGGAAUUAGUAUCUGCAAUCAUGUCUGUUAUUGUCUCUUGGCAAAUUAGUGAGGCAUUUGAACAAGUGUGUUGUGCAUCCCUCCAAUUAUCCAGAGAAGCUCACCCAAAUAUUAGUUAUGGCUUGAAAGGUGCGAAUGGUAAUCUUUCUUUACUUGCGCCUUUGAAGCAUGAAAGACAAGCUUGGGCUAUUUCACCUUCCAUGACAGCCAUUCGAUUACUAUCGAUUGCACUAUUGACAAAAGCUAUUGCUUGUAUAAAAGGACAAGAAAACAAGAGCUCGGAUUUAAUAUCAGGUUAUGCUAUGUCAUUACCACUCAUUAUUGGUCAAGGCUAUUGUUUUCCUUCUUUAUCUUUACUGAGUAAAUAUUGGCAAGACCCUUCAGCUCGAUCCUUGUUCUCUAGUGCCAUUGCAGGUCUUUCAAAACAAGAUGUAGAAUCCCUUGUGGAUUACUGGGAAGCAUUUUUGCCUACCUCUAAUUCAUCUGAGACCAAUGGACCUCAAAUGAUGGCUCGUGCUUCUAUUGUCUUGGGCAUCAUGGGCUGUGACCAACCACACACAUUAAGCCCCCGGGUCCGUAAAUCGACUGCCCUGAGUCUCACUAUUCUGUUGUCCGAUGCAGAACUAGACGAAUCCCGUCACCACACCACAGAUAGUUUAUCCACAGGUUCCAUGGCACGCACACUGUCCUCCAUGGAACUCUUAAGCCAAGGAUUCCAGACCUGGGAGACCUAUAUCAACGCAGCAGAAGUACUCAGAACAUUAUUUAUGUAUGCAGCAGACACACAGCCUAUCAUGGCGUUAGUCAGCCGCGGUGCUAAAACGGCUAUUUUUCAAAUCUCGACAGUCAAUAUGCCUUUGGUGAUCAAUACUUUGACAUUUGAUACCAUGCAUGCGAAAUCGUUUGAAGAUCGACUACGAUGUCUCAAUAUGAUCGGUUCGUUCGUUCGGAAAGAGCCUGUCUUGCUGUAUUCGCAUGUUCACAGUGUAGUAGAAGCCGUUGUCAAGACAUUAGACCCAAAUGUACCUCAUUUACGUGAAGUGAUGUUAUCUUCUGCUACUUCUAUUCUUCAUGACUUGGUGAAAAUGUAUCCUACCAUUGAUUUCAGUAGUAGUGCUCAGAAAUUAGCUGUCGGUACAUUGGAAGGUGCUUCUGUGAUUUACGAUGUGAGGACGGCUACCCGAUCUAUUGUGCUUGAAGGCCACAUUGGUCCUGUUUCAGUCCUGGCAUUUUCCCCCGAUGCUAAAUUAAUUGCUACCUGUUCCUUAGUAGAUCAAAGUGUGCGUGUGUGGCAUACGCACCUGAGCUUAUUAGGUAUGAUCACCAGCAGUUUCUCUCAGGGCCUGAGUGCGCCUAACCCGUCUGGUAAAGAUGGAGGAUCUCAGCGACCUCAUAAAGUUUUCUCAUUUGCCAUGCCAGAUAGUAAAGUAGUUCUAUCAAGCGACAUAUCCAGCUAACCUAUUCUGAUUAGACUCCUUGAAUCCGACCGAUAUCGUCAAGCAUAUUUCGUUUGAAUGGACUUCAAACAAGUGUGUCAAACUCCAUGUUCAAGAGAUUGUAAUGAGUUUUAAUGUUUAGUCAUGGACUUAUUUUGGAAGCUACUUGGCAAGCUGGUUUCUAAAAAUAAUCAACUAAAUUUAUCAACAGGGUUCUAAAUAAAGUGUAUAAAAACAUUAAAAAGGAAAAAU